UAUACACUUAAUAUUUUUUGACUAAAUUGUGUGGGGGCAAGCUCCAUUCUGAAGAAGCUGACGAUUUUCUUGUCUCAUUUUUUUCCUUCCAGAAUGGGUUCUGGGUGGGUUCCCUGGGUGGUGGGUCUGUUAGUGAAUCUGAUCAGGCUGAAUUCCUCUAUGACUCAAGGCAGAGACUCUCUAGAAGAUUUUGUGAUUCAGGCAAAGGCUGACUGUUACUUCACCAAUGGGACAGAAAGGGUGCAGUUUGUGGUCAGAUUCAUCUUUAACUUGGAGGAGUAUGCACAUUUCGACAGUGAUGUGGGAAUGUUUGUGGCCUUGACUGAGCUAGGGCAGCCUGAUGUUGAGUUGUGGAACAAUCGGCCAGAUAUAUUGGAGAGAAGUAGAGCUUCUGUGGAUGCGCUCUGCAGACACAACUACAAGCUGGGUGCACCCUUCACUGUGGGGAGAAAAGUGCAACCAGAGGUGACAGUAUAUCUGGAGAAGCUCCCAACCCUGCAGCACCAUAACGUCCUGCUCUGCUCUGUGACAGAUUUCUAUCCAGGGGACAUCAAGAUCAGGUGGUUCCGGAAUGGGCAGGAAGAGAGGGCAGGGGUCAUGUCCACUGGCCUUAUCAGGAAUGGAGACUGGACUUUUCAGAUAACGGUGAUGCUGGAAAUGACUCCUGAAUUUGGAGAUGUCUAUACCUGCCUUGUUGAUCAUGCCAGCCUGCUGAGCCCUGUUUCAGUGGAAUGGAGAGCUCAGUCUGAAUAUUCUUGGAGAAAGAUGCUAAGUGGAGUGAUUGCCUUCCUGCUUGGACUAAUGUUCCUUCUGGUGGGGAUCGCCGUCCACCUUAGGGCUCAGAAAGGAUAUGCAGAGACUCAGCUGUCUGGUGAUAAGGUCUCAAGAUCUGUUCUGCCACCACUGACAUACUAAAGUCCUAACAGAAGCUUCGCCCCCUGGAGUUUGGGGUAGGACUGAGUGGCCUGGGCCCUAGACUAAGUGAAGGACGUCCACGAGGUCAGUGUUCCCAAGCAACUCUAUUCUGCAAGGCCUUGGAGGAGGCCUGAACUGCUUCUGGACUUUUGUAUUCUGAGAUCAUGCAUCUCUCACCCUUCUGCCCAUCCUCCGCUUACUUUUUUAUGUCACGAGUCCCCAUUUCCAAGGAGUGUCCAGAAAUCCCUUUAAGAUUCCUCCUUCCAGUCCCAAACUGCUUACUUUUCUAUGGUCCAGCCCCAAACCUUUAUGUUGUUACCCCAAGUCUUUCUCUUCCAACUGCAGU
Molecule: messenger RNA, 1261 nt
Organism: Pteropus alecto (black flying fox)
Lineage: Eukaryota; Metazoa; Chordata; Mammalia; Chiroptera; Pteropodidae
Product: HLA class II histocompatibility antigen, DO beta chain
Exons: 6
Coding region: 94-915 (273 amino acids)
Biological process (GO): positive regulation of T cell activation; antigen processing and presentation of exogenous peptide antigen via MHC class II; peptide antigen assembly with MHC class II protein complex
Cellular component (GO): membrane; MHC class II protein complex
Molecular function (GO): MHC class II protein complex binding
Source: RefSeq, a predicted model, not a curated record